AUGCACCGACCCACUGCUGUUGCACUGCUGCAGUGCAUGGCGAUCUUCGCGUGCCAACUAAAGUCGUCAUCAGAGGUCCCGAGAUCGGGACGUUCCAUCAUCGGAGUGCCGAUGUUCGCCUACGACCGAUUCGGCCAUGGUCGACGGCAGUCGGUGGUCGGCUACGACGGACAGUUCAGACAAAUGUUCGAAGAAGCCGCUGACGACCACGAUUGUUGCGGCGCUUAUAACUACUCACCGGAGCGCAGCACUGCACAACUGCAGCCGACUGGACCCGAAAAACCGCGUAAUACCUAUAUACCUACUUACUCCUAG
Macrosiphum euphorbiae (potato aphid) is the source of this 315-nucleotide messenger RNA. The record is from the annotation of a GenBank genome assembly. Lineage: Eukaryota; Metazoa; Arthropoda; Insecta; Hemiptera; Aphididae.